This is a messenger RNA of Pomacea canaliculata, 719 nucleotides long. RefSeq names its product protein Asterix-like. The transcript has 4 exons. Gene Ontology annotation, biological process: protein insertion into ER membrane. Gene Ontology annotation, molecular function: protein folding chaperone. The coding region runs from base 85 to 414 and encodes 109 amino acids. NCBI's taxonomy places the organism in Eukaryota, Metazoa, Mollusca, Gastropoda, Architaenioglossa, Ampullariidae. The record is from RefSeq and is a predicted model, not a curated record. Gene Ontology annotation, cellular component: endoplasmic reticulum membrane.
AAUUAACUGCGGUUCUAUUCUUUAAUAUACACACCAUUUCCGCCACGGCUACGGAGGAGUGCGAGUCUGUACGCUUACUGCGAAAUGGCCAGUGUGCAACCAACAAGCAACAACACCAGUGAUGUUAGGCGUCCAAACAAAAUCACACGGUACAAGGCUCAGUCAACUGGUGGGCCUCUGGAUGAUCCAACGCCAGACUACAUGAAUCUUCUAGGAAUGAUCUUCAGUAUGUGUGGCCUUAUGAUGAAGCUUAAAUGGUCUGCGUGGGUAGCUGUGUAUUGCUCUUUCAUCAGUUUUGCAAAUUCCAGGACCUCUGAGGAUACUAAACAGAUGCUUAGCAGUUUUAUGCUUUCCAUUUCUGCUGUUGUCAUGUCUUACCUCCAGAGUCCCCAGCCAAUGCAACCUCCAUGGUAACAUCUGAUGAUACAGUCAUUCUUUCCAAAUAUGUGUCAUAUGCAAGUGAGAAUGAAACAAUCUGUGCUUCUUUGACUAUUCAAUUUAAAGUAGGAGAAGAGGAAAGAAGAGCAGUUGGAUGUUAGUCUGUUCAGGGAAGUAUGUUGCAUCUUGGUUUGGUUAACAGGUGCAAGUGAUUGAUUUGCAUGAAGUGCUGUACAUAGACUUAUGUUUAUUGUUCUUUGACAGUACAAAAUGUCAGUAGAGUUUAUGUGCUCUACUGUGAAGGUGAAGAAACCUGAAAAUAUAUUUAUCUGCAAAAAGUA